This is a messenger RNA of Drosophila santomea, 970 nucleotides long. RefSeq names its product trypsin eta (gene kappaTry). Gene Ontology annotation, molecular function: serine-type endopeptidase activity. Bases 71 to 874 code for a protein of 267 amino acids. The transcript has a single exon. Gene Ontology annotation, biological process: proteolysis. The record is from RefSeq and is a predicted model, not a curated record. NCBI's taxonomy places the organism in Eukaryota, Metazoa, Arthropoda, Insecta, Diptera, Drosophilidae.
CGCAACCCAGCUAAGUCGAAGUUUGCCAUCCGUAAUCAGUUCUAUUGAAACAUCACACCCGGGCGAAUCGAUGGAGGGAGCGAUGUACUUCCCACUGCUGUUGUUGGCCAUUGUGUUUUCCUUCGUUAUAUGCAUUUCCGGUCAACCGGAGGGCAGGAUAAUUAAUGGCACUACGGUAGAUAUAGCCCGUCAUCCAUAUCUUGUCUCCCUUCGCUAUCGCCGGGAUGAGGAGUCCAGCUACAAGCACGAGUGUGCAGGUGUCAUCAUCUCGGAGCACGCGUUGGUCACCAGUGCUCAGUGCCUCUAUGGCCUGCCCGAGGAAACUAAGCUUCUGGCUGUGGCCGGGGCAAACACCCGCAACGGAACCGAUGGAUUCAUUUACCCAGUGGCUAAUUGGACCCAUCAUCCGAAUUACGAUCCCGUGACAGUGGACAAUGAUAUAGGCGUCCUUCUCCUGGACACACCCCUGAACCUCACGCACUUCGGAAUAAGCGCAAUUGGUAUCCGCCCGGAGCGUCCGGCAGUGGGUAGACUGGCCACGGUAGCCGGAUGGGGCUACCGGGAGGAGUGGGGCCCCUCCAGUUACACGCUGGAGCAGACCGAAGUGCCAGUGGUGAGCUCAGAGCAGUGCACUCAAAUCUACGGCGCUGGUGAGGUCACCGAGCGGAUGAUCUGUGCGGGAUUCGUAACCCAAGGAGGCAGUGACGCCUGCCAAGGGGACACCGGUGGCCCCCUGGUCAUCGAUGGUCAGCUGGUAGGUCUAGUGUCCUGGGGCCGUGGAUGUGCCCGACCCAACUACCCCACCGUCUAUUGCUACGUGGCCAGCUUUGUGGAUUGGAUCGAGGAAACUAUUGCAGCCGCUGGAGCGCAAUAAACAUAGGCAUUUUCACGGCUAUCGAUACGCUAUCUUCAAGUGGUUACCGCCCGGAUAAAGCUACCUAAUUUAGUAAUAAAACCGUAAUCAAACCAA